Molecule: messenger RNA, 4353 nt
Organism: Alosa sapidissima (American shad)
Lineage: Eukaryota; Metazoa; Chordata; Actinopteri; Clupeiformes; Clupeidae
Product: collagen alpha-4(VI) chain-like
Exons: 9
Coding region: 77-4147 (1356 amino acids)
Source: RefSeq, a predicted model, not a curated record
UUCUACGUCUCACUCGUCUCUCACCUCACCUUGGCCAAGGAGCAAGAAGCCAGAGUUCAGCCAACUUUACCAGCCAAUGACUUCAGAAGCACAGGACGUCGUUAACAUGGCAAAGACAAAUGUUCUUUUUGGUGCUGUCAUCGUAGCAUCUUGUUUUCUCCUCAGUGCAUCAACAGAAUGUAUAGAAGAGAAGACUGUCGCUGAUAUUGUCUUCCUGGUUGAUGGAUCUGAGAGUAUUGGAACUGAGAACUUCCAGCGUAUCCGGGAAUUCCUCCACACUCUGGUCGACGGCUUUGAUGUUAGUCCUGAUCAUGUCCGUAUUGGCAUGGUGCAGUACAGCAACAUUAUGCACACAGAGUUCAGUCUCAACACCUAUCAGAAUAAAGCACAGAUUCUUGAGCACAUUGACAAGCUGGGUUAUAUAAUGGGGAAAACACUAACUGGCGAGGGACUGAACUUCAUCCUGAAGGAGCACUUUGUGCAAAGUGCAGGAAGCCGUGCCAGUGAAAAAGUGCCCCAGAUAGCUGUUGUUAUCACAGACGGCAUGGCAGACGACGAUGUGGGGCCACAUGCGAUGGAUCUAAAGAAUCAGGGGAUCAUCGUUUACGCCAUCGGUGUCAAAGAUGCAGUUGAGUUGGAGCUGAGACAGAUUGCUAGUGAACCUCAGGACCAGCAUGUGUACAGCGUCUCUGACUUCACUGCUCUUCAGAGCAUCACUCAGAAGAUCGUCCAGAAGCUGUGCUUCGAGGUGGAGGAGGUCAUAAGUCACACCACUCAGGUGGUCAUCAGUCACACCAUAACUCAGGUUUCUACAGAUUGUCAGCAUGCAACCGUUGCUGACAUUGUGUUCCUUGUGGAUUGCUCGGGUAGCAUUGGUCACGAUAGCUUUAACCAGAUGAAGCAGUUCCUCAAGUCAUUUGUGAGUGGACUACCUGUAGCCAAACACCAGGUGCGCAUAGGCCUAGCACAGUUUGAUCAUCAAACCUACCAGGAGUUCCUGCUGAAGGAUCAUGACAACGUCAAAGAUGUACUUGACAAAAUUGACCAACUUCAGUAUCAUAAAGGAGCAACUUAUUUGGGCAGUGCCCUUACCUUCCUUCAGGAAAACUACUUUACCCCAGAGGGGGGCAGCCGAGACAGUGUUCCUAAAAUUGCCAUCGUGAUAACAGAUGGCGCCUCCAUGGAUGCAGUGGCUGAACCAGCCCUAAAGUUACGGAGCCAUGGGGUUGUCAUCUUCGCCGUUGGUGUUGGAUACUAUGAUGCUGCACAGCUAAGAACAGUCGCUAGCAGUCCUAGUGAGCAAUUCUUGAUCAGCAUCCACGACUACCAGGAGCUGCAGAAAGUAAUGGACAACAUGCGGAAAACAGUUUGCACCUCGGUGGAGAUUCAAGCACAGGUUUUAGCACCAAAAUAUGCUGAAGUUUUCUUCCUUGUGGACAGUUCAGCUCAGUCCCAUAUUCAGGCCAUAAGAGAAAUGCUCAUUCGACUAGCCAACCAACUCAAUGUAAACAAGGAAGGCAAUCGCAUGGGCCUGGCUCAGUAUGGGUCUACUGUUUCUGUGGAGUUUCAGCUGGACCAGUACACCUCUGAAUCUGAAGUUGUGGAUCAUAUCAAAAGGUUUACAUUGACAGGUAGUCAGAUGCGUAAAACUGGAGGAGCAAUAUCUUAUGCCAGCCAUAAUUUUUUCUCCUUGGAGGAUGGCACCCGAGGAUAUAAGCAGUAUUUGGUGCUCAUUACUUCGGGGAAAUCAGAUGAUAAUGUGAUGGAAGCGUCAAACGUUAUUAAAGAUCAAGGUGUGACUGUACUUACUGUUGGGCUUGACCAAGCUGACCGGGUGGAGCUUGAAAUCAUUGCAACACAGUCUUAUGUCUUUAUUGGACAAUGCACUCAACAGAUAAUACAAGGCAUAGCUACUGCUGACAAUACCAUCGACAUCAAAGAUACUGUCAAAGAGAAGAUUCAGGGCAUCUCUCAGAUGAUCGUCCAUGUGCUCUGCACCACCGUUGUGACCGCGGAGCCCAAGAAUCCGACCAUUGUGAUGCCGGGGAAGGAGCCCAAGAAUCCGACCAUUGUGGUGACCGGGAAUGAGCCCAAGAAUCCAACCACCAUUGUGACCGUGGAGGAGCCCAAGAAUCCGACCAUUGUGGUGACCACAAAGAAGCCCAAAAAUCCAACAAACGUGGUGAUCGUGGCCAAAACUCCUCCUGCUCCUCCUCAGACCUCUCAUUGUUCCGAAGGUAGUGCAGGUCAUUUAUCAGAAGGUGGACAUAAUAAUAAUGGACAAUACAUUCAACAUACUAAACAAGACAUCAAGAUACUUUUUGACUCUGAGAAGAUCCCCAAAGUUUCUCAUGACUGUAUCCAAACAGACAAAGCAGAUAUCUAUUUUUUGAUUGACCACUCAACCAGCAUUCGCUACAAGGAUUUUCGGCAUAUUAAAAAGUUUGUUUUGGAGCUCAUAUGGAUGUUUCGUAUUGGCCCGCACAAAGUACGUGUUGGCCUGGUAAAGUUUUCAAACAGUCCAAAGCUGGAGUUCAGACUGUCUCAAUACACAGACAGAGAGUCUCUGGAGGACGCUGUGAUCGCUGUCCACCAAACCGGUGGUAACACCUACAUCGGACAUGCUUUAAAUUUCAUGAGUCCACUUUUUAAAGAAACUAUGGAGGACCGUGGUCAUGCGGUUCCCAAGUACCUCAUUGUAAUAACAGAUGCAAACUCACAUGACAAUGUUGAAGUGCCAGCAAAGCGGCUUCGCCAGCAGGGAAUCACCAUCUAUGCCAUUGGUUUGAAGGGUGCCAAUGAGAGGGAGCUGGAUUACAUUUCUGGUGACCCUAAGAGGAAGUACUUAAUUAAUAACUUUAAUGCCUUCAUACCAAUGAAGGAUGAUAUUGUGAAAGACAUAUGCUCUCAAUCAGCAUGCAAGAACAUGCUGGCUGAUGUCAUAUUCCUGGUGGACGGCUCUGGGAGCAUUGACUCGGAUGAAUUCUACAAGAUAAAGAGAUUCAUCAAUGUGCUGAUUCAGCGCUCCAUCCAGGUCCAUCCCGACGCCGUGCGUGUGGGUCUGCUGCAGUACAGUGGCACCCUAAGGGUGGAGUACACGCUGUGCGCCCCCCAAACUCUCAGGGGCUUCUUGCAGACGGUGAACUUAAUGUGGCAGCUGAGUGGGACCACUCUGACUGGUGGAGCUCUCAGUCUCACUUCACAGUUCUUUGACACCUCGAAGGGCGGGCGUCCCGGCGUCCCAAAGAUCCUCAUCGUUCUGACCGAUGGAGAGGCACGGGAUGAUGUGGUGAGGCCCGCGCGAGCUCUGAGGAGGAAGAACAUCAUCAUCUACUCCGUUGGUGUGGAGCGCGCCAACGUCACCCAGCUGAGGGAGAUUAGUGGCCGCCCGGGCAGGCUGUUUAUGGAGACAAACUUUGAUGCCCUCCAGAAUUUGGAGAGUGAUAUUUUGCCUAAGAUCUGUCAGCCCGACAAGCCUGACACUACUUACAAGCCAGACAAGCCGGACACCACUCACAUGCCAGACACUACUGACAAAACUGUCAUUAAUUGCUCAACAACUCAGGUGGCGGAUAUGAUCUUCCUGGUGGAUGGCUCAUCCAGUAUUUAUCCGGAUCAAUACAAGAGCAUGGAGCGCUUUAUGAUGUCAGUCGUUGACAGCAUGAAUGUCGGUGAGGACCAUGUCCGUUUUGGGGCCAUUGUCUACUCAACCGCCGCAGAGUCAAAGUUCACUCUGAACCAGUUCAAAACCGCAGAGGAAGUACGGAAUGCCAUAGCGAACCUUAACCAGCCAGGAGGAAUCACCUCCACUGGUGCUGCUCUUCGCUAUGCACUGGACUACUUUGGACAAUCGUAUGGUGGCCGUCGGGAGAAAAAAGUCCCCCAGAUCCUUUUUGUAAUUACUGAUGGAGCUGCCACAGACCCUGAAUUGCUUCCUGUAUCGUCUCUAGAGGUCCUGAGUGAAGGCAUCAUGAUAUAUGGCAUUGGGGUGGCUGGGGCCAUGAUGACUGAGCUGCAGGUAAUGACGGGAGGCAAAAAUAAGAGGGUCUUUUAUGUGGACAAUUUUGAUGCUUUGGAGACCCUACAAAAGAAGAUCUCCAAAGAGCUUUGCGAAGACGACAAACAGAAUGUGAGUCUAAGGCCCUGAGUUUGGCGGCGGAGCGGGAAACGGUAAACUACGUCAAGGCUGGGGCUCUGAAAUGGGCGAGACCUCUCUGGUGAAGUGAAUUUGAAUAAACCAAUGACAUGCAUCCUGCGAUAUCGGCUGCAAGACAUCAACCCGUCAUGACAGGGUGUCAAAAACAGUAGCCUAUAAAUGUGUCAUUGUGUCAUUAAAGUAAUUUGUUGAAUUGA